Molecule: messenger RNA, 258 nt
Organism: Suillus subalutaceus
Lineage: Eukaryota; Fungi; Basidiomycota; Agaricomycetes; Boletales; Suillaceae
Exons: 1
Source: RefSeq, a predicted model, not a curated record
CAACUGCCUCAAGGCACAACAGUCCUUGGCACUGUGCUUUCAUCUGACAAAACCAAUAUCAUGACAAUGACAGGUGCCAGGGUUGCACACUCACUUCUGCUAGGCCUUGCUAAUAUUUGCAUGUGCACUCACACGAAGCUCUCAUCCAAGGCAUUCAUGCUCACAGCUCUUCUCCCUAUCCUGCAGUACAUACACCCUAAUCAAAGAAUGUGGGUAUGCUCGAAGAUUGUCUCAUUCACGAAUGUCUUCUAUUUAUAG